AUCGAGCAGGUUAACGUCGGUCAAUUUCUCUACCGACAACCGUACGAACGCUUAACGAUUUGGAACGUCCCGGGAUCCCCGCUGAAACAACUGCACCGUUGGAGAGAUUCAUUCAUCUGAUGCGAGCCAGCGAAGACCAAAUGUACGGUUUUCCACGCUGACGUAACAGAUAUUACAAUGCAACAAGAAUAGAUUUAGUCUUGGUUUCUGAGCGGUUCAAUACUGUACAGCGACCAGGGAGGGGGGCAGGAAAACAAUGAUGCACUUCAGGAACAUUAUCGACCUCGGCGCUACAUCAUCAACACGAUAACCACCUCAAUGCAACAUCAGUGGAUGGUGGAUUUGGGGAUUUAAUUUCAUGUCCAGCGGAACGGACUAGUUGCUGCUUGUGGAAGAUCUUCAUAUUGUAUUUUGUUGCAGGAGAGUUGCUGCUGCCCGGUGUCUCUGCUGCCCGGUGUCUCCCUCCUAUCCAGAACGUUGUUGUGAAUGAUCAAACAUGGCGACUGUACCAGUAUAUUGCAUCUGCAGAUUACCGUACGACGUUACUCAGUUUAUGAUCGAGUGUGAUGCCUGCAAGGACUGGUUUCACGGAAGCUGUGUUGGUGUGGAUGAGGACGAGGCUCCAGACAUUGACAUCUACCACUGUCCCAACUGUGAGAAGACCGAUGGAAAAUCCACCAUGAAAAACAAGAAAAGGAGUAAACACGACACGGGACAGAGAGGAGACAUCCGAGCUGUUCAGAACGGCAGUCAGGUGUUCAUCAAGGAGCUACGCAGUCGCACCUUCCCCAGCUCUGAGGACAUUGUGGUGAAGCUGAACGGCAGUCAGCUGACGAUGGACUACCUGGAAGAGGUUGGUUUUAACGAGCCGAUCCUGGUUCUGAAGAAGGACGGUCUGGGGAUGUCCAUGCCCUCUCCUACCUUCUACAUCAAUGAUGUGGAGAACCAUGUUGGUCCAGACAUCGGUGUGGAUGUGAUAGAUGUGACCAAGCAGAAAGACAGUAAAAUGAAGCUGAAGGAGUUUGUAGAUUACUACUUCAGCACCAGCAGGAAGAAAGUAUUAAAUGUUAUCAACCUGGAGUUCUCUGACACACGGAUGGACAGUAUAGUGGAGAGCCCUCAGAUUGUGCGGAGGUUGUCGUGGGUAGAGAACUACUGGCCAGACGAUGCUCUCCUGGGGAAACCUAAAGUCACUAAGUACUGUCUGAUCGGUGUUAAAGACAGCUACACUGACUUCCACAUCGAGUGUGGAGGGGCCUCCGUAUGGUACCACGUACUCAAGGGAGAGAAGAUCUUCUUCCUGAUCAAGCCCACGUCAGCCAACCUAUCGCUGUACGAGCGCUGGAGGUCCUCAGCCAAUCACACUGAGAUGUUCUUCGCUGACCAGGUGGACAAGUGUUACAAGUGUACUCUGAAGCAGGGACAGACCCUAUUCAUACCAUCAGGUUGGAUCAAUGCAGUUCUGACUCCAGUGGACACACUGGCCUUUUCCGGACACUUUGUCCACAACCUGAGUGUUGAGAUGCAGAUGAGAGCGUACGAGGUGGAGAAGCGUCUCAAGGUGAACUGUCUGACUCCGUUCCCCAACUUUGAGACUGCCUGCUGGUACGUGGGCCGACACCUGCUGGAGAGAUUUAAAGGUUUACACAAGGCCAACAGACAGCCAGCUGCCUACCUGAUCCAUGGAGCUAAGAUCAUCAACGGAGCCUUCAGGGCCUGGACUAAGAAACAGGCUCUGUUAGAACACGAGGAUGAACUUCCAGAGAACAUGAAGCCCACUCAGCUCAUCAAGGACCUGGCCAAGGAGAUCAGGAUCUCAGAGAAUGCGGCUAAAGCCAUUAAGAGUGAUUCGAGUAGCAAGGCUCCAGUGGAGGAACCACCUCCUGCCCCAUCAGAGCCUGAGGACCCUGCUUCCCCCUCCAGCGACCCCUCUCCGUCCCCUCCUCCUCGGGAGAAACCAGCCAGGAAGAAGGCCUCCAAGCCCCCAAAACCUCCAAAGGUCCCCAAACCUCCCAAGGUCCCCAAAGCGAAGGAGGGAGGGAAGAAGAAAGGAAAGAAAGAGAAGGAAGUCCCUCCUCCUCCUCCUCCUCCUCCGUCGAAGCCCUCCAGCCUGGCAGCUCUGGAGUCUCACGCCAAGGACAUCCUCAGCAAGAUGGACCAGCCCAAGAAAGGCAAGAUGGGGGGCAAGGCGACUAAGAAUGUCCUGAGCAUGUCGGAAAAGGACACCUGUAAGCAGAACGACCUGGAGAAGUUUGAGAUCCGAGAACAGAACAAGAAACAGACGGAAGCCAAGUGGAAAUAUAAGAACAGCAAACCAGAUUCCUUACUGAAGAUGGAAACUGAAGAGCACAAGUUUGAGAGAACGCCACUAUCAGGCAACAAAGACAAGUUUUCAUUCUCAUUGACACACAAGAAGUUACUAGGUUCUAAGCUGAAGCCCCAGACCAACUCCAGUGUGUUCAGCUCGUUACAAAACCUAAAGGAGGACAAGGCCAAGCCGGUGAGAGACGAGUAUGAGUACGUGUCAGACGAAGGAGAGUUGAAGAUUGAUGAGUUCCCCAUCAGGAGGAAAAAGAACGCCGUCAAGAGGGACUUAUCCUUCCUGUCAAACAUCAAAGACCCAAUCCACCCAUCCAAGAAGCCAAAGCUCCUCCCCUCUGCUGUCAAGAAGGCUGACUCAUCAGAUGAGGAGUCGCUCCACAUCGACACAGAGGUCAAGCCGGAGGUGAAAGGUCGUAACUCGAAGGUGAAAAAGAAGACUGGCAUCCUGGACCUUCUCCAGGCCAGCAAGGCAGUGGGCGUCGACUACAACGCCAACAGUCAGCCACCUGCAUCUCCCAGCACACAGGAGGCCAUUCAGGGGAUGUUGUCUAUGGCCAACCUGUCCUCCGGGGCUACCGCAGAGGCUGCAGCCAUCUCCUCUGACACCCCUGGAGGAGGAGGUGGUUCCUGGGGCAGGAACCAUGCCACCAACACCACGGCUGGACGGAAAGGAGGAACACGAGGAGGAAAAGGAGGAGAUGGGAACAGUAAGCGGCCAGCCAAACCCAAGAAAACAAAGAAGAACAGCAGCAUCGACAGCAUCGAGUUUGAUGACGACCAUGAUCACAUGGACGCCUGCUUCAAGGACUCAGACUAUGUUUACCCAUCUCUGGAGUCUGAAGAGGAUAACCCCGUCUUCAAAUCCAGAUCCAAGAAGAGGAAAGGUUCAGACACUCCAUACAGCCCCACAGCGCGUGUCGGUCCCUCUGUGCUUCGUCAGGCGAGGCCGGCCAGAGAAGGAGCAAGAGUGGCGUCCAUAGAGACAGGACUGGCAGCUGCUGCAGCCAAACUCACACACCAGAAGGAGCAGCAGAAGACCAAGAAAAAGCAGAAGAGCACAAAAAAGAAGCCCCCUGCUGCUUUGAGGGAGGAGGAGGAAGAGGAGGAGCCAGUGAGGAAGCUGAGUAUGGACAGCAGUUCUCCAGAACCAGACGCGGGCCGGGACUCCGAGCCUGGUCAGACUGACCAUGAAUACUCCUCUGGGGCAGGAGGGAAGCAGGCUGGGGGGCCCCAACCCAUGGCCCCUGGAGUCUUCCUUACACAGAGACGACCCUCCACAUUUUCAUCAUCUCACAACAAUAACAACAACACAGCCAAGGGGGAGCGAGGAGCCGCAGCAGGAGCAGGUGGAGCAGGAAAGGGUGACGCAAAGGGCGAAGCGAAGCGGCUAAAGAAAGGCAUGGCGACGGCCAAACAGAGACUAGGAAAGAUCCUCAAGAUCCACCGCAACGGGAAGCUCCUCCUGUAACAGGAAGUGACUCGCUACGGAGCAUUGCCAUUGGCUCCUGCAGUACUCUUAGCAUAUGAACUGGCUCCAUCUCCUUUCCUUUGAUUGGUGCUGGGCUAACAGACAGACUGAAACAGUCAACAUUGGUUUUGCCUAUACUUAAAAGUGUACAGAAUAAUUGCUAGAAAUAUUUUUUAAGAAAAAUGUGUCAUUUUACUACAGUCAGUUUAUCAGGGGGUCGCUAUGCUAUGCGUUAAACUAGGUGCUGCGGCCCAAACGGCAGCCUAUACCCUUUAUAGUGCCCUGGUCAAAAGUAGUGCGCUACAAAGGGAAUAGGCUGCCGUUUGGGACGCGACCAAGAAGUACAUCCAGGACCCUGAAAGUAUCCCUUCCAUGUAUUCAGUUGGAUGGGUUAAAGAUAGUUUAUAGAGAAUUCAUUCCUACUCUUUCGAUGGGGGUUAUCAUUAACCUUGCAAUAUUUGUUUUAGAAUUUAAGAAAUAAUUGUUGCUUUCUGUCCUCCCCAGACCAGACUUAGCCUGAAAUACAGUCUGUUUGUGCUAACAUUCCACCCGCAGACAUAUUAGGCGACAAGGAGUGGAAUGUUAGCACAGACUGUAUUUCUCCACGCUAAACCCAGACCUUCACUAGAUACACUCACCUCCGCGCUAUUCCUUUGUUUGCUAAGCACUAUCAGUUACGAUAUAUUUAUUGUCCUAAUAUACUGUUUCAUGUCAUAGACGUGGAAAGGAAAGCCAACAAGGCACUUAAUAAAAUAACUUGCGAUGGGAAUUUCAGAUGUCAGAUAUGUCAAUAUGAUGAUGGUUCCAGUGUUCAACUGGAUUUCUCUGGUCGUUCUCUGAACGGUUUGUAAAAGAAACACAAUAAGGAAUGGUGUCUUUCUUUGAGCUAAUGUUUUCACACCCAAACAAACAUAUCAACAUUAUUUCACAAUGUGCCAUCACUUCCGUUUUAAGACUUUCUUAAGAUAGAUAUUGCGAUUAUAGACCGUAUGAAUUAGCUACUUUAAAGACUGUAAAACAAGUAACCAAAUGUGUAAUAUAUUGUUCUAAAUUUGUACAAACAGUAUAUUACCACAGCUGACAGUCACAGGAAAUGAUCCUUAAAGGGAUAUAAUGUGGUAUUAUUGUCAUGCAUUAUUUAAUAAGGAUUUAUUUGGUAUUUCCAUAUCAAUAUUCCAUAAUCUAACAUUGACUGUAUUGCCAGUCAAUUGAAACUCUCUAUCCCAAAUGGCACCCUAUUCCCUAUAUAGUGCACUACUUUAGACCAGGGCCCUAUUCCCUAUGUAGUGGCCAACUUUAGACCAGGGCCCAUAUCUAACUCUCUAAAGGAGGAUCGUUAUUGAAACACUAAUCAUGGGCUCCUGAAGAUGCUGUAAAUCCCAUGAUGAUCGGCCUCAUCCAGCUCUCUCACUGUGGCUACAUGGGGAUACUUUCACUCCUCUGUUGGCUUUAAGGCAGCAACAUAGCCUUCAUCACUGAAAUAUGCAUCAUUUCUAUGGCUUGUUAUUCACAGUACAGUAUGUAGAAUGUAGCUUGUACAUAGCCUUUUACAGGAAUACUUUUUGUAUCCUUUUUUUCCUCCCUUAAUACUUCAUUAUUAUACAUUUCUACUAGUUUUUUAUUAUAAACAAAAUAUAUGUGAAUAUAUAGACAUUAGUCUUUUUGAUUUGAUUAGACCAAUGUUUGUUUUAUGUUUGUUUUUAACAUUGUUUAUUUGUUAUUAGACUAAGGUGUUGCCUGGAAAAACAACUGAAGAACAAAAUAACAUGAAUUGUUGUAUGGCCUUACAUUACUACAUACACACAGCUACAUUACUACAUACACACAGCUACAUUACUACAUACACACAGCUACAUUACU
This is a messenger RNA of Oncorhynchus mykiss (rainbow trout), 5650 nucleotides long. Lineage: Eukaryota; Metazoa; Chordata; Actinopteri; Salmoniformes; Salmonidae. The record is from RefSeq and is a predicted model, not a curated record.